AUGAACCGAGGCCAAGCGCGACUCGCCUACUGGUGGAAAGCUUCUUCGGGCACAAAAUCAAACGAAGAUUUCAACGACCUUAUCCAUGUCCUAUCAUCCACCGGUUUUGACGAUCGACCGAUCACCGAGGGUGGUUUCUCUGCAGAGAAGGAUGCGACUGGCAUCUUCUCUGGCGACGACGGGUGGAAUGAGAAGUGCCUGGAGACGCCGCUCCCGAAAACACACACCCCUUUCCGUGACGAGGCAUCUCAUCCGACUUUCCCUGUCCCCGGCUUUCGCUUUCGCCGACUUCUUUCUCUCCUCAAAGCCGCGGUCAUGGACGAGACCACAGAGUAUGUCAAUCAACACCACUGGAUCCCGCACGAACUAUACUGGCGUCCUGAUCACGUCGCUUCUACCCCCGCUGACCCUCAACCACCACCCAUCCGGAUCUUCACAGACAUCUUCAACUCUGAUGAGAUGUUGAAGGAGGCGGAGACGCUCCGCACUAUGGCUCGCAAUCCAGCGGAUCCUGCCGACCUUGAGUACGCCGUUCUCCCGCUGCUCAUCUGGUCCGACGCCACGCAACUCUCAAAUUUUGGGUCCGCAUCCCUGUGGCCCAUUUACGUGUACCUCGGCAAUGUUUCCAAGUACGUCCGUGCCCGCCCUACCUCCUUCGCCGCGCACCACCUUGCAUACAUUCCCGAUCUUCCCGACUCCUUCAAGGAAUAUUACACGAACCUGUAUGGCAGGCCGCCAUCUUCGGAUGUCCUAAAGUUCUGCAAACGCGAGCUGUUCCAACAAGUCUGGCUGGCGCUCAUGGAUGAUGACUUCAUGACGGCGUAUGAGCAUGGGUUUGUGGUCACCUGCGGGGACGGCGUGACCCGUCGUAUGUUCCCCCGGUUUCUCACGUAUUCCGCUGAUUAUCCUGAGAAGAUUCUCGGAACUGCAUUGCGACCACUAGCCAAAUGUCCAUGCACGCGAUGCCUCGUCUGCAAAGAGGACAUCGCUGAUUCAGGCCUUCCGACCGACAUGUCCAACCGCGAGACCAAGAAGCGGGUAGAUGAUAGCAACGUUCAAGAUGCAAUCGCAGCGGCAAGACGCGCCGUUUUCAAAGGACGAUCGCUCGCAGGCAAGUACGUCAAGGUUCACCUUGAUGACCGCUCUCUCAAUCCUAUCCGUGUAAGUACUACCUGCUGUACAAUUAACUGCUCGAGCACCGGCUCAUUUCAGUUCAUACAGAGUGCGUUCUCAGAGCGGCUCGCAAGCUUUGGGUUCAAUGUCUAUGACUUGUUCGCCCCAGACCUCAUGCAUGAAUUCGAACUCGGGGUAUGGAAGGGCACGUUUCAACACCUCAUGCGGCUCCUUGACAGCGACACCCGAGGAGGUGAUUCACUCGCGUCAUUCAACAGCCGGAUGCGUUUGAUGCCGACCUUCGGCAGUGGUCGUAUCCGACGAUUCUGGCACGAUGCAUCCAGUCGAAAGCGCCUGGCCGCGCGUGAUUACGAAGCGUACCUGCUGACUAUCAUGCCUGCGUUUGAUGGCUUGCUUGCUGAUAAUAACGAUAAUCAUAUCGUCAGCAACAUGCUUUUUGAGUUAGCCAACUGGCACGCAUUGGCAAAGCUACGCCUACAAACUGACAUCACGAUCGACAUCAUGGCGACAUCGACACUGCAUAUGUACGCGUCGGUACGCAAGUUUGCAGACACCACAUGCACCCGACAUACUACCUAUGAGACCGGUGCUGAAGCGGAGACUCGGGUCCGCCGGGAGACCGCCCAGCCGCAUCGGAAGUCUCGCCCAGCGGAUACAAGACGGAAACGGAAGGACUUCAGCGUAAAUAAGACAUACAAGUACCACGCACUCGGGCAUUGCGUGGCCUACAUUCGCCGACGUGGACCGUUGGACGUCUACAGCACCCAAACAGGCGAGUUGGAACAUCGACACGUCAAGAGGUUCUAUUCACGCACUAAUAAGGUUCGCUACAUACCGCAACUCGCCAGCCAAACUCGCCGCGCCGCGCUGCUGCAGAAGAUCAAGCACCGCGAUGUCGGCUUUGUCCCUCGCCGCGAGCUCGCAUACCAUCAAAAAAGGGCUGCAACCAUGCUUCAAGAGUCGUCCGAGAGGCUAUCUACCGCACCCAUGCACGGUGUGAACGGAUCUGUUCCGGAGGGAGAUAACGACGCAACGGACUCUGUCGGCUGUGACCCGCAUGCCAAGUACAACGUCGGCCAGUCCCGCAACGACUCGGUGAAGAUUUUCAACUGGCUUGCAUCAAACCGCACCGAUCCUGCGAUUGUGGAUUUCCUUCCAGCUUUGCGUCGGCAUUGCUUUGCACGUUUGUUUUCCAGUGACAGGACGGCUUUAGAAGAGCGCCCUUUGAACCCGGCAGAGACCAUUGGCCUCCACAUCCACGACACACGCAUCUACAGGCACAAAGUGAUUCGGUUCAACUACUCGACGUACGACAUGCGCCGAGACCAGGAUUCAGUCAAUCCACGCACCCAUUCGGACGUCAUGGUCUGGGCACCUGACACAGACGCGAUCGUGGCGGACACCCCUCAUCUUCAGUACAGCUACGCCCGAGUCAUCGACAUCUUCCAUGUGUAUGUCUCCUACGUUGGCCCAGGAUCCACCGCCUACACACAACGCUCCCAUCGUCUGGACGUUCUCAGAGUCAGAUGGUUUGAACACGACCCAACAUAUCAGUCAGGCUUCGCCCACCGCCGCCUUCCCCGUGUCAAGUUCGUUCCACAUGAAGACCCGACUGCGUUUGGAUUCUUGGACCCGGCGUGCGUCAUCCGCGCAUCAUACCUCCUUCCCGCGUUCGAUAUGGGUCGUACACAAGAGCUACUUCCACCGAGUCCUCUCGCGCGUGUGACUUCCGGAGAUAAGGAUGACGAAGACUUCGCCGGGUUUCAUGUAUGCAUGUUCGUUGACAGAGAUAUGUAUAUGCGUUAUCUCGGUGGUGGGGUUGGUCACAGGGAGGAGUUCAUCACGGUAGAGCAAUCACGCAUGCAUGCCUUGCGCGCCGAGGCCGAUCACGACAAGGACAUCGGUGUCGUCGGAGGUAGUGAACACAUAAGGCUUGAUGAAGACGACGAUGCAUGUGAUGAAGAAGACGAGGAGAUGGAGUGCUCUGAUGAGUCGCACAGUGAUGAAGAAUACGACCUGGAAGACCUGGACGAUGCUGACGAUGACGACGAAAACCAUAUGCUCGAAGAUCUCGACGAUUAUGAGGACAACGUGUAUGAAAUCGAAGGUUUUGCUCGGCCCUAG
Molecule: messenger RNA, 3258 nt
Organism: Epithele typhae
Lineage: Eukaryota; Fungi; Basidiomycota; Agaricomycetes; Polyporales; Epitheliaceae
Exons: 11
Coding region: 1-3258 (1085 amino acids)
Source: RefSeq, a predicted model, not a curated record